CAUAAUUCACAGCGGCACAGACCUCCUCCUGUCAUGCAUGCUUUAGGAGGAACAUACACAGACACGCGCGCGAUCCGGACUGAACUGAGCCCAGCCCCACCUCAGGAGGAGGCUGUGCUCGCUCUCUAGGGGUCUGGAUUGAGAGCAGAUCGCAUUCGAUCCAUCUGAUCAUCACCAGAGCGUCUUUAAUUCUCAGUCUCAGCGACAGACACAGCAACACGAGUCAUGGAGACCAGACUGCCCUCCAGCUAGCUAACUGCUAUCCGCUCGGAUCCCGAAAACAUGCUCUAGACAGGGUUUUAUACGAAGACUGUUUUUUCUGUUUUCACUGGAGUGACACUGCUGUCACAUCUGGCAUCAGUAGCUGAAGAUGCAGACUUUCCUGAGAGGCAGACGAGUGGGCUACUGGCUCAGCGAGAAGAAGAUGAAGAAACUCAAUUUCCUGGCUUUUGCAGAGAUGUGCAGGAAAAGAGGAAUAGAAGUUGUUCAGCUUGACCUGAGUCAGCCAUUAGAGGAGCAGGGUCCACUGGAUGUUAUCAUUCACAAGCUAACAGACCUGAUCCUGGAAGCGGACCAGAAUGACACCCAGUCCCUGCUGCUGGUCCAGUGUGUGCAGGAUUAUAUUGACGCUCACCCAGAGACCAUCAUUCUUGACCCACUUCCAGCCAUCCGAACUCUACUGGACCGCUGCAAGUCCUACCAGCUGGUGCACAGGAUAGAGGACUGCAUGAAAGAUGUGAGGAUCUGUUCUCCUCCAUUUAUGGUGCUGAACAGUGAGUGUGGUCCAGACACGCUGGAGCAGAUCAAGCUGCACGGUCUUACAUUCCCUUUCAUUUGCAAAACACGGGUUGCUCAUGGAACUAACUCUCACGAGAUGGCUAUAAUAUUCAACGCAGAGGACCUAAAGGAUGUGAAGCCACCGUGUGUGAUUCAGAGUUUUAUAAACCACAAUGCCGUGCUCUAUAAGGUGUUCGUGGUGGGCGAGUCGCACACUGUGGUGGAGAGACCCUCACUCAAGAACUUCCCCUCUGGACCGUCUGACAGAAAAGCGAUUUUCUUCAAUAGCCACAAUGUGUCCAAGCCAGAGUCAUCCUCUGACCUCACAUCUAGAGAUAACGUAGAAGGGGUUUCGCAGCCACCGAAUGAUGAUGUCAUUAGGGAACUGUGUAAAUCUCUUCGGGAAUCUCUUGGCGUUUCGCUCUUCGGCAUCGACAUCAUCAUUAACAACCAGACGGGCCAACACGCAGUCAUUGACAUCAAUGCAUUCCCUGGAUAUGAGGGUGUCCCAGAGUUUUUCAAUGAUCUUCUGAACCAUAUUAUCAGCGUCCUCCAAGACCCCUCGGCCCCGCCCCCUCCCGGCCAGCUACCCGCUUUAGGCGCAGGAGAGCGCAACUGCGCCCCGUCCCAGGAGUGCUGCGGCAUGCUCGGCAAAGAGUCGGACAGCAGCCCCUGGAUCGUGGAGGGCGACGGUGGUCUGAAAGGCCCGCGUCAGAGACUGGGCUGCAACUCGGCCAUGUCCCCCAACUUCCAACAGCACUGCGUGUCCACGAUAGCCACUAAAGCCUCGUCACAAUGACUGCUGCCCCCCGUCCCGCCAUCCUUCCCUGAACAAACUGAAUAAUAACUAUUAUACUGGUAAUAUAUCUGUAAUCAAAAACCAACUAUAUUGGGAAUAAUCAUGAUGUUGAUAAUGGGCACUGGAUUCUGUCUCCCAAGCUUUUUUGAUUUGUUUUAUUUUUUUGUUUUCUUUCUCUUCGGUCUAACAACUCAGUACUGUAAUGUGGACUUUUGGGAAAUUAACAUUGAUCAAAAUCCAUUUCAAUUUGAAGCACAGUGCAAAAUGAGUGGUUGUUAGUUCAUUGAACACACUAGGCAUGUUGGAUAUUUAAGCUGAUGGAAAAGACUAACGGAGAUCAGUGUUUUUCACAACACUGAACACAAACACGCAGAAUAAUCUAACAAACAGGACACCUAAAAUGUCUUUGCUCUGUAUUUAGCAGCUAUCCUAUAUUGUGAUGAUCCACAGUGUAUAUCGUUGUGCAGUGUCUACAAAGCUCUUGUAGGCCGUGUGCCGCUGUGUUUGAUCUUGUGACACUCUGUAAUCUUCUCAUAAUGCUCCAGAAGACUUCCAUCAUCCUUCCUUAAACAUUGUGACACCUGAUAAUGUUCUUGUGCGUCAUAUCAUAAGGUGAACUGUCGAGUAUCAUUAAUGUUUUGAUAGUUUUAUGAAAGUCGACUCUCCGAAAAGCUUCUACUGUUCUUCUAAAAUUCUUCUAAUUAGAAUUUUUUUUUUUUUUUUUUUUUUGUCAAUGUUGCGCUUGGCUGGACGGUUACAAGAGGAUAUUCUGACAUUCCCUGUAUUUGCGUGUUUUUUUUUUUUUUUUUUUAUCAGACUGUCCUUUAAAAGUUCAGAUGUUUUGUAUAUGAUCCAGUUUUGACCGUCAUAUUUAUGACUGUGCUUCAGGUUAGUACAGACCCUUGAAAUAUUUGAACAAACCGCAUAAAAUGGAUGUUAAUGUAUAUGUUGGGAGUAUUUUGUCUCGUUGUAAUUUCUAAGAAGAACGCACCGCUUCUGCAAAGGUUGAUUUGAAACGCUUUGAUUCUAGGUUAGCAUUCCUCAUCUAAAAGGAAAAUGGAACAGAUUUGUAACAUGUGUUCUUUAUUAUAAAUGGAAUAAUCGCUAACUUCUUUGAAAAUCACUAAUGGAUACAAAGUAUUUGUUUUAUACAUCGUAUUGUUAGCCAAACAUUGCUGAUUUAAAUCGAUCUGUGUUGUAAAAUGGCAGUUGAAGCACUAAUUCAUUUCAACAUUUAUUUCGCACUAAUAUCAAUGUCAUUAAAACCAUCUGAACAAAUAAGCAGUACUUUACACAUGGAUUAAAAUGUAAUGAAGCCAAAAAGUGAUUUUUCUAGCUUUUUAGGUUCUGUUUUGGAAAUGAAACAUCCCACAGCGUUUUUUUUUUUUUUUUUUGUACAAUGACAAAAAUGAUCAUCUUAUGUGUAUUCGUGUUUAUAAAAGAAACUUCGCCCACUUAGUGCCCAUAAAGUGACUUGGAUUACUCCUUCACGUUUGAAGACCUACAGAAAACAGCUUGUUUUUGUUCACUGUGAGAGGAAUGAAUGUGUGGAGAUGUGUCUUAAUGUGGUAAACAAUGGACGGCUGACAGCAGCAUCUGCUCCCAUUCUGUUCAGUUUAUAUGAAGUGAACAUUUAGUGCCACUCCACUGGCCCUUUGCACCUUAUGUUAAUGCUUUUCUUGUUCUGAUGGGGUCCACUUUUUUUUAAGAUGAAUAUUUUCAUAGAUAUAUCAAACUGUUUAAGAUCCUUUUCUAUAGUAACUCACUCCAUUGUUAUGGAAUACGAAUUAAGUGGUCAUUAUGGUUUUGAUGCCAUUUAAAUAACAAUUAGUUGUUUUGUUUUUUUAGUUGGACAUGAAGCCUCUUGCUUGCAAUAGGAAUGAAUGUCAAUAGUGUUGGAAUAUGUUUAUAUGAUUAAUGGGGAAUGUGUUCAGAUUAAGUCUUCAUUUGAUUUACCUUUUGUCUCUGUACUUUUGCCUUCAUUGUGAUGUCAAAUAGAAAAUCUCACCUACUAAAUCUUCUGUCUC
This is a messenger RNA of Carassius auratus (goldfish), 3603 nucleotides long. It is a transcript of the gene itpk1b, whose product is annotated as inositol-tetrakisphosphate 1-kinase b. Gene Ontology annotation, biological process: inositol trisphosphate metabolic process. Bases 371 to 1576 code for a protein of 401 amino acids. NCBI's taxonomy places the organism in Eukaryota, Metazoa, Chordata, Actinopteri, Cypriniformes, Cyprinidae. Gene Ontology annotation, cellular component: cytoplasm. The transcript has 11 exons. The record is from RefSeq and is a predicted model, not a curated record. Gene Ontology annotation, molecular function: ATP binding; inositol-3,4,5,6-tetrakisphosphate 1-kinase activity; inositol-1,3,4-trisphosphate 6-kinase activity.